Molecule: messenger RNA, 1329 nt
Organism: Rasamsonia emersonii CBS 393.64
Lineage: Eukaryota; Fungi; Ascomycota; Eurotiomycetes; Eurotiales; Trichocomaceae
Product: FAD dependent oxidoreductase superfamily
Exons: 2
Coding region: 1-1329 (442 amino acids)
Biological process (GO): retrograde transport, endosome to Golgi
Cellular component (GO): late endosome; cytoplasm
Molecular function (GO): oxidoreductase activity
Source: RefSeq, a predicted model, not a curated record
AUGUCGACUGUUAUUAUCGGCGGAGGUAUAAUCGGCUCCUCCGUAGCCUAUUUCCUUACCAACGACUCGUCUCCUUACAAGGACCAUGAGGUCCAUGUCAUCGAGUCCUCCUCGCAGCUAUUCAGCGCCGCAUCUGGUUACGCUGCUGGCUUCCUCGCGAAGGACUGGUUCUCACCUGCAGUUGCUCCUCUGGGCGCUCUCUCAUUUGAUCUGCAUCACCAAUUGGCCGCUGAAAAUGGUGGCAAGGAAAAAUGGGGAUACAUGCAGAGCACUGCACUCAGUUUGGAUGUUAACGAUGGCAGAGCGAAACGGACCGCAUGCCGAGGAGACGAUUGGCUGCGAGAGGGAACGAGCCGGGCAGAAGUUGCAGCGAAAGGAGAGGAAUCUUCAACGACCGUGAUGGAAGAAGCACCGGCUUGGUUGACGAAGCAGAAGGGUGGUCGUGUCGAACCGAUUAGCGAUGAAGGCACUGUUGCUCAAGUGGAUCCUCUGAGGCUUUGUAAAUAUCUUAUGGAAACCACUGUCUCUCGAGGGGUUAAAUGGCAUCACCCAGCACAGGUGAUUUCAGUAGUGACUGAUCGGGAUACAAAUGCCAUCAGCGCUGUCAAGGUAUUGAACUCUGUCUCUCAGACUGAAUCUGUCAUUCCGUGUACGAAUCUGGUCAUCUGUGCUGGACCUUGGACGUCUCGCGUCUUCAAUAGUCUUUUCCCUUCAGCGAAGCUCCGUCUGAAUGUCUCUGCAUUGGCUGGCUAUUCCCUCGUCCUACGUUCACCACGCCAUACCCUCGUGCAUGAGCAUGACACUUACAGGGGACGAAGCCAUGCCGUUUUCACGACGCAUCCUCGAGACUGUGGUUUCAGUCCUGAGGUGUUUUCUCGUGAAGGUGCAGAGAUUUAUAUCGCCGGUUUAAACAGCUCGGAUAUUCCUCUCCCCUCUCAGGCGGAGGAAUCUCGAGAAAUCAUGGACAAACAGAAGAUCCAAGAGCUGAAAGCAGUGGCAGUGCGAUUGAUGGGUAGACUAGCAGAAGGCAAUCUGGAAGCGUCAGACGACAUUCCAAAUGUGGACGACCUCGAAGUUCUGCGGGAAGGGCUGUGUUUUCGGCCAGUGACAAUAAGCGGGAGACCCGUCAUCUCCCGGAUCAGCGAGGACUUGCUUGGAAUAGGCGUGAAGUCCAAGUCUCCGCGGACUGGAAGGGAGAAGGGAGGAGUCUUUGUUGCUACCGGGCAUGGGCCUUGGGGCAUCUCCUUGUCCUUGGGGACUGGAAAGGUGGUCGCGGAAAUGGUGGACGGUGUCAAGACUUCAGCAGACGUGAGCGGCCUGAGUGUUUGA